AUGUGGACAACCUUGGACGUAGGCAUCAAGUUCAGCAAACCUACCAACAUUCGAUCUCAGCUCUCCAGAAUCUACGAAGAAAAAGGACAUGGAGGCAUUGUGCCUACUGGCGAUUCCAAGUCGUCCUUGUCUAUGGGUGGUAAUCUCGAUGAGCUGGAAGGUCCCACAACGGCGGAAGCCGAGGACAGGGAGGAGACUUUACCUACACAAGGGCAAAAUGACCAGAUCGAGCUAGAUACAAAUGCCAGGUUUGCAGCUCUCAAGCGCUUCUACACGAAACAGAUUGAGGAUACCUCUGUUUCGGCUACAGAUCCGCUGGCAUCGGACUUCGGGGCAGCAUUCUCUUCGCCUAGCGCAUUAAGUCGAAUCAUGUCGCUUUAUACAUCAUCGUCGCAUCUGUAUGGAGGCGGUGCAAAGAAAGCCAAGUCAAAGCCACCAGUCAUGCGAGAAGCUCUUACUCCGGGUGAAGGCGUCAAAGUAGCUAACGGCGCAAAAGAAAGGUCUAUCAUCAAUCGGAUGGCAUCAGAAGAUUGCGCCUGGGACGAUAUGCUCUCCAAGGAGCAACGAGCAUUCCAAGAUCCAGAGGCACGAUUUAUGGAGGAGCUUCGCCCACUGCCUGUUUUGCUGCGUACUAAACGAUCGAAACGUUGCAAGUCGUGCAAACAUAUUUUGGUGAAGCCUGAAAUCAAACCCGCAUCAACACGAUUCAGGAUUAGACUCAUCGCGUUGAGUUAUAUUCCGCUUCCGACAUUACGACCAUUGAUGCCUGCAGCAUUACCAGGACAGUCUGUAUCCGCCACAUCGCUACUUCAGCCAAAUUUAGACUCUCUCACGCCACUACGACCUAUUCAGUACCUUCUGACACUAAAAAACCACAUGUUCGAUCCAGUCAAAGUAACGCUGGCCACUCCGUCGGUGACUCCUGGACGAAUAGGGUCGAAGGUUACUAUACUUUGUCCGCAAUUCGACCUAGGCGCAAACAGCGACGUAUGGGACGAGGCUUUACAAGCUGGACCAGCGGCGCCGACUUCCUCGUCAAUAGCAACAUUAACAUCAUCGGCAGGACGAGCCGGCAACGUAUCAGGCUAUGAAAAGGUGGCUGAAGCCGGCAAAGUAUGGGACAAGGGACGCAAUUGGACAACCGUGGUUGUAGAGGUUGUUCCUGAGGUUUUACCGGGUACGCAACAGCCCGGCAUUCCAUCAACGCCAAGCAAAGCCGGCAAGAAAAAAGACUCUGAUGUGGCAGAAGAUGAAGAGGAAGAUGCCGACACUCCGAUGCGUGAAGACGAAGACGUGCUCGAAAUCCCCAUCUUUGUACAUAUGGAAUGGGACGCAGAAAAUCAAAUAGAUCAAGAUGACGGAGCUAGCGGUGAUAAGACUCACCUGCGCGAAAGAGUCGGGGGAGACAGCGAAACUCAAAAGUCAGACUCGAUUAAGCGUGAAUUGGCUUAUUGGAUGGUGCUUGGGGUGGGCAGAAUAUCUCCGAAACUUUUUUAG
Talaromyces amestolkiae is the source of this 1497-nucleotide messenger RNA. RefSeq lists its product as uncharacterized. Gene Ontology annotation, cellular component: dynactin complex. Lineage: Eukaryota; Fungi; Ascomycota; Eurotiomycetes; Eurotiales; Trichocomaceae. The record is from RefSeq and is a predicted model, not a curated record. The transcript has a single exon. Bases 1 to 1497 code for a protein of 498 amino acids.